UCAUUCUCUGUUUCUUGUUUCUUCACCAGGUUUUCUGUAAGAUCUAAAAAUAAGUGUGUCUAAGCUCCAGGGCUCAUCUCACAACAAAUUACAGAGCUGUGGGAAAGCAUGGGAGGCUUCAGAUGGCUUAAGAUGAUGUAAAUUGCAGCUGCUGUGGAAAGGUGUGACCUACAGUUCCCCUCCACCACUGGUACAGCAGUAGCAUUUGCAGGGAAAUUCUGGUGAUUAAAGAUCAUGGCAACCAUAGAGGAACUGGCCCAUCAAAUUUUUGAACAGCAAAUGGGAGAGGUUACACAUUCACAGGAAGCUGCUACACAAACACUAAUGGAUGGGACACCACAACGAAUCCAGAUUGUCCCUACGGAUUCAGGCCUCUCUUUAUCACAACGUAUACAGAUUGUCACAGAUCAGCAGACGGGCCAGAAGAUUCAGAUUGUUACAGCACUUGAUCAGAGCUCAGCAGGCAAGCAGUUCAUCUUAACAAAUCAUGAUGGCUCUACCCCAAGCAAGGUGAUCCUUGCCAGACAAGAUUCCACUCCAGGAAAAGUUAUCCUAGCAACUCCAGAUGCUGCAGGUGUCAACCAACUGUUUUUUGCAUCCCCUGAUAUUUCUGCACAACACAUCCAGAUUUUAACAGACAACUCCACCAGUGAACAGGGCCUAAAUAAAGUGUUUGAUCUGUGUGUUGUAUGUGGAGACAAGGCAUCAGGACGUCAUUAUGGAGCAGUAACUUGUGAGGGAUGCAAAGGAUUCUUUAAAAGGAGUAUACGGAAGAAUUUAGUUUAUUCAUGCCGAGGAACAAAAGACUGUGUCAUUAACAAACACCACCGGAACCGAUGUCAGUAUUGUCGGCUGCAGAGAUGCAUCGCGUUUGGGAUGAAACAAGAUUCUGUGCAGUGUGAGAGGAAACCUAUUGAAGUGUCAAGAGAAAAAUCUUCUAACUGUGCAGCUUCUACAGAAAAGAUCUACAUUCGGAAAGAUCUUCGUAGUCCGUUAGCUGCAACUCCAACUUUUGUAACAGACAAUGAAACAGCAAGAUCAACAGGUCUGCUGGAAUCAGGAAUGUUUGUUAACAUUCAUCCAUCUGCAAUAAAAAGUGAACCUACUGUGCUGAUGACUCCAGAUAAGGUUGAAGCAUGUCAAGGAGAUUUAAGUACGCUGGCAAAUGUGGUGACUUCAUUAGCAAAUCUCAGUAAAUGCAAAGACAUAUCACAAAGUAGUACAGAGCUAUCUAUGAUUGAGAGUUUAAGUAAUGGAGAUGCAUCAUUAUCUGAACUCAAGCAAGAAGAACAAGCUAGUAGUGAUGUUACAAGGGCAUUUGAUACUCUUGCAAAAGCAUUAAAUCCAGCAGAGAGCGCAGCAUGUCAGAACUCUGAAAGUAUUGAUGCCAAUGCACAGCUGCUUGGUGGAGAAACAGGCACGAGUGUCGUUGAAAUAGAGGGGCCACUACUCAGUGAUGCUCACGUAGCAUUCAGGCUCACCAUGCCUUCUCCUAUGCCUGAUUAUCUUAACGUUCACUAUAUCUGCGAGUCUGCCUCCAGGUUGCUUUUUUUGUCCAUGCACUGGGCACGUUCCAUUCCAUCUUUCCAAGCUUUAGGACAGGAUAACAGCAUAUCAUUAGUAAAAGCCUGCUGGAAUGAACUUUUUACGCUUGGUCUAGCACAAUGUUCACAAGUUAUGAAUGUGGCAACUAUAUUAUCUGCGUUUGUUAAUCACCUUCAAGGCAGUUUACAGCAAGAUAAGCUGCCAACAGACAGAGGAAGACUAGUGAUGGAGCAUGUCUUCAAAUUGCAAGAGUUCUGUAACAGCAUGGUUAAGCUUUGUCUAGAUGGAUAUGAAUAUGCAUAUUUGAAAGCUAUCGUCCUCUUCAGUCCUGAUCACCCAGGUCUAGAAAAUGUGGUACAGAUUGAGAAAUUUCAAGAAAAGGCUUAUAUGGAGUUCCAGGACUAUGUAACAAAGGCAUAUCCAGAUGAUACUUACAGACUGUCUAGACUUCUCCUCCGAUUGCCUGCUCUUAGGCUGAUGAGCGCUGCCAUCACUGAAGAGCUGUUCUUCGCAGGACUGAUUGGAAAUGUCCAGAUUGAUAGCAUCAUCCCAUAUAUUCUGCGAAUGGAGACAGCAGAGUACAACUCCCAGAUCAUAGGUCAUGCCGUAUAAAAGUAGCAGUCCAGGAUUCUGUACCAUGGCAGUCAUGGUGAUGUAAAUGCAUACCCUGUCUCCAAGAGAUGGUAGUAAGCCUUCCAAUGCACCUUUCCAAAGAAGGCUCAUAUUCCUCCUUUCCAGUACACUUGGGAAACAUGGUGGAGUGUAUUAUGAUAUAGGAUCACUUCCUAUUUUUCAUCUAUCCUCAAGGACUUGUAAAUUAACUUGAUAUCUGAAGAAAGUAAGAAUUGUCUAUCCUAUUUUUGUAGAUAGACGGACUUGGAAUAUUUGUUUAUGAAGUCCAGGCUUAUGAGGAAACUGAAGAAGCUUUGACUGAACUAAGGUAUCUUGAGUUAGUGUGAUGUUUUAGAGAAAUAAAUUAACUUUCCUCUCCAA
Molecule: messenger RNA, 2538 nt
Organism: Lepidothrix coronata (blue-crowned manakin)
Lineage: Eukaryota; Metazoa; Chordata; Aves; Passeriformes; Pipridae
Gene: NR2C1
Product: nuclear receptor subfamily 2 group C member 1
Exons: 15
Coding region: 235-2157 (640 amino acids)
Biological process (GO): anatomical structure development; cell differentiation; negative regulation of transcription by RNA polymerase II
Molecular function (GO): nuclear receptor activity; RNA polymerase II cis-regulatory region sequence-specific DNA binding; zinc ion binding
Source: RefSeq, a predicted model, not a curated record